AUGAAGGAAGAAAAUGUAAUGCAGCAGGCUUACAUGCCUUUGGAGUUCCCUGGAUUUAUAGCUACAAGUACUUGGGACCUUGGCUUCUUAACUGCAGUUGGUGUCCUCUGCAACUGUGCCUCAGUUGGAAAUGAUUUCCUGGGUGUUAGCACCAGACCCACAGAUUCUCUUCACGAGCAGCCUGUGAGGACGGUGGUGACAGAUCACUGCCUUCAGGCCACCGGAUGGCUUUUGUCCUUGGACCUGAGCAGCAAGAAACCCUACCAGCUGCACGGCCUAUCCAACACUAUGCCGAAUGCUUCCAACACCAAGAACUUGAACCUCUCCAACACUGAGGCCAUCAGAGAAUGUUUCCCGAAGUUGUUACGCCUGGAUGGCCAAGAGUUACUGUCACCAGUUAUCAAUGAUGUUGACACCCCCUACGUAAUAAAGCCCUGAAAUGAAAGCUAUAAAGGAUCUGAGACACUGAAGAGUAUGAUCCUUUACUUCCUGCAGCAGUAUUACUUGAUCUGUGACUCUGGAGACCGAUAUGGUCUCCUCGGUGCUUAUCACCACAGGGCCUACUUCUCCCUGACGAUUCCCUUCCACCCCAAGGACACAGCCCCCAGCUUGUGUGAGUACUUCAAGGACAGCAGGAAUAUGAAGAAGCUCAAGGACACUUACCUGCGGGUCCAGCUGCUGAAGCACACAAAAUGUGUCAUUGUGCACAUUCUCUGUGUGUUGCCCAAGACUCAACAUGACUUCAGGUCCUUCGUGAUGGAUAUGUGGUUCCAGACGGUGAGCGCCUGCUUCCUCCCUCGGGUGGGCCCAGGAACCACAGGUGGGUGGGAGGUGGAGGUGAUUCCUUAUGGGAUAAAGUAUGACAGGACAUGGCUAAUGAACUCAAUCCAGAGACAUUGCAGUGUCCCCUUCACUCCAGUGAACUUCCACUUUGUGAAAAAUGGGGCUCGAUUCUUUGUCCAGGAAGCUAGCACUGCCUCUGCAUUGAUGGAUGUCAGCUACAAGAUUUGUGACGAGGAGAGCCGAAAGAUACCUGUCUUUGUCAGCCACUCUGCUAUUCCCUACACUGUGCGGUAUAAGUUGAAGCCAGAAGAAAUGGAGCAGCUAAAGCUGACCUUGAGCAAACGAUUUGAUGUCUCCCAGCAAGCUCUUGACCUCCAGAGGCUCCGCCUUGACCCAGACUUGGUGGGCUAUGAUAUUGAUAUAUUUCUGAAUCGAAGAAGCUGCAUGACUGCCACCCUGCAGGUCAUCGAAAAGAAUUUCCCUGAGCUGUUGUCCUUGAACUUGAGCAACAACAAACUGUACCAGCUGAAUGGCCUGUCUGACAUUAUACAGAUGGCCCUCACGGUCAAGAUCCUGAACCUCUCCAAAAAUGAGCUGACGUCUGUGUGGGAGUUGAACAAGAUGCAAGGGCUGAAGCUUGAAGAGCUGUGGCUGCAAGGGAACCCAUUGUGUGACACCUUCCCAGACCAGUCCACCUAUGUAAGGGCCAUCAGAGAAUGUUUCCCGAAGUUGUUACGCCUGGAUGGCCAGGAGUUACCGUCACCAGUGACCGUUGAUAUUGACACUCCCUACAUAGUAAAGCUCUGCAAGGGAAGCUACUUUGGAUCUGAUGAGCUGAAGAGCCUAGUCCUGCAAUUCCUGAAGCAGUACUACUUGAUCCAUGACUAUGGAGACAGACAGGUUCUCGCGGGUGCUUAUCACGAGGAGGCCUGCUUCUCCCUGAUGAUUCCCUUCCACCCCAAGGACCCAGCCCCAAGCAGCUUGUGCAAGUAUUUCAAGGACAGCAGGAAUAUGAAGAAGCUCAAGGACCCCUACCUGCGGGUCCAGCUGCUGAAGCACACAAAACGUGUCAUUGUGCACACCCUCUGUGUGUUGCCCAUGACUCAGCAUGCCUUCAGCUCCUUCGUGGUGGACACGUGGUUCCAGACGGAAUCGAUGCUCUGCUUCUCCGUCUGCGGAGUGUUCAAGGCAGUGGAAGGAAGUUCUCAGCACUGUGUGCGUUCCUUCACCCAGACCUUCAUCGCUACCCCUGCCCGCGACUGCAGUCUGUGCAUCGUGAAUGACGAGCUGUAUGUGAGGGAUGCCGACCCCAGCGAGACCCAGAGUGUGUUCUCCAUCCCACUGCCUACACCCACCUCCAGCUCCAUGCACCCCCUCUCCCAGCAGCAGCAGGACAUCAUGCAGGCAUCCUCCACCCCAUCUGAGAUGAACCGCUAGUGGUCUCAAAAGUCACCAGUAAGGGUCCUCUUUGUUGUUGUUAUUGUUGAUGAGUGUCAUUAUGAACUCCUGGCUUUUGAACAUGUUGAAUACAGUGAUGGUGGUAGACCACCUCAAGGAAGAAAGAAAGGCUGGUGUUCUUUCCCAGGUAAUUCUGGCGAGAGGAGCCCUCAUUAUGAACACGAUAGAUGUGAGCCUCAGCCCUCACAGCUCAAGGAGGAUGAUGGAAACGUCGUGAAGAAGGAUGUCCAGGAGGACCCCGAAGUAAGACAGUAA
Orcinus orca (killer whale) is the source of this 2496-nucleotide messenger RNA. Its product is annotated as nuclear RNA export factor 2. Gene Ontology annotation, molecular function: protein binding; RNA binding. The record is from RefSeq and is a predicted model, not a curated record. Gene Ontology annotation, cellular component: cytoplasm; nucleus. Gene Ontology annotation, biological process: poly(A)+ mRNA export from nucleus. Lineage: Eukaryota; Metazoa; Chordata; Mammalia; Artiodactyla; Delphinidae. The transcript has 27 exons.